AUGAUGAAUUUGCAAAAUAUCGAGAUUCUUGAAACAGAAAAUGCAACUUCUCGUGACGCGUAUCAUUCUAUUGACAUUGAAGAGCAAGACGCGACUUUUUUGCCUACUUCCGAGUCCUUCGAUUCUAUCCAACAAAUAGAAGAAUCAGAUGAUGCUGAUAAAUCAAAUUCAAUUGAGAAUGCCUCAAUCAUGGAAACUAUAAUCGACCAAUCUAUUAUCACUCCAUCUGAAAAGAAAAAUAAUGCCGAAUUUUUCUUUCAUGCAUAUUUGGAAUCAAUUGGUGCAAUAAAUGUCGGUGAAGGUGUGUUAAGAAAAAGACCACGUGUUGUUAAAAGGAAAGCUUUAGAUUCUUCUACAAACUCUAAUGGAAAAAAGAAGGCAAAAAAAGCAAAUGAAGAUGAAAAUUGGACUCUCAACGGACGUGGAAAAAAAGUUCGAAAUGGAGAUGAUGAUUGGAAUGAUCAAGAUAAUGAUGAAGCGGCAGCUUAUGAUAUGGUUGGUCCAUAUGAUCCAUUCCGAUUAGUACCUCCACUCAACUAUACAUCAAGAAAUCCCGCACCUUUUCGUGUUUCAGUUUCCGCGAACGUUAUGCUCGUCAUGGAUUUUCACGCUCAUUUGGCACAUACGGAAAUAAUUGGUUUACUUGGUGGUCAUUUCUAUCCUGAACAAGAAAGCAUGGAAGUAACUUUCGUAUACCCUUGUAAGAGUGCAAGCACAGGAUUUCAGUGUGAAAUGGAUCCUGCCUCGGAAGUUGCUGCUAGAGAAGUAUUCGCCGAGAAAGGUCUAGAAUUUGUUGGAUGGUAUCAUUCUCACCCUACAUUUGAUCCUCAGCCUUCAAUUCGAGAUAUUGAAAACCAAACUCAGUAUCAGGUACAUAUUAUCGACAUUAUUGAUGUUAUUGAAAGUAAUUAUACACGAUUUAAUUUUUGA
Messenger RNA from Diversispora eburnea, 930 nucleotides. NCBI's taxonomy places the organism in Eukaryota, Fungi, Glomeromycota, Glomeromycetes, Diversisporales, Diversisporaceae. The record is from the annotation of a GenBank genome assembly.